AUGCGUGCAGUCGUCUAUGACGAGGAUGGGCUUCGAAGAUUUCCGGUCCUUCGUGGACAUCAGAGCAUGGGUCAGAAGGAUGGUUUGCUGCCAAAGUGGGCGCAGGACUCUUUCGCAGCCUCGAUGGCCUGGACACAGGAGGCUGCACGCUGGAAUGGGGACAGACAAGAGUGGAACUGGGUGUCCCCUGCAAACUUGUUGUCCUCAACAGAUGAUCUGCUGGUAUCUGGCGGCACGGUCCUACCACCCCAACGACCAGGCAGCCAAAAGGUUGUCACGCUGCAGUGCUGCCGUUUGAUCUCUGAUGUGUUGCUCAGGAGAGGCUGUGCAUAUCUCUCAAGCCGCCAAGUGGCUCAGAUUGCUGACCGCUGCUUUCACAGAGAUGGCACAUGUGCCGCCCUCCUGGAAGCCCUGUUGGUGGAGGGUGAGGAGGUGCCUUCAUGCGGCAUUUCGCGAGAGUACUGCGAGGAGCAUGGACGAGGAUAUGUGGACAUCAACACGUCCAUAUUGAUGGAGUUGGAGAAGCAGAUCUUUGAAUGUGAAGGCAGCCUGAACCUUUGGGAAACUGCUUUUGCGACCGCGGCCUCUCUGCAAACUCUGGAGAUCACGGACCCGUUUCCGGAGCGCAACAAGCUGCUAUGUCUCCGCUACGUCCGUGCCGGAGACGGGGAACGGCUUCAAAUCAGUCUGAAGGUUGGCAUGGACGGCCAAGUCACCGCGCAGCAGGUCCUCAUGGACUCAUCUUCUUACGAGUCGCUCGCGCUGAGCAAGAAGGAGUUUCAGCCUUGUUUCGCUGCGCGCAACGAUGAUGCCUGGUGCAAGGGCUCGGCUUCCGAGGCCCCUGAGCUGAUCUUGUCCAAGACGGCUUUCGAAGGAGGGACGGUUGACUUUACGUUCGCCAUAAAAGAGCAGCUGCGAGCACCGCUCGCCGGACUUGGCUGGGAAGUUUCGCGUUUCCGGAUUUCUGAAAACAUGCAGCGAUACUUUGACAGGCAGACGCUUUGGCUCUCGAUGUUCUCGUGGCGCAGACCUGAGCAGAGACGAUCAGCAGAGAUGCGGCGAUCGAGAAGACAGCACAUCUUCGGGCAGUCCUACAUCGCAAAGCUCUGCGAACAAAGGCCCGGGAACAGCAUUGCGGUCUACAGGGUCUACGGAGAAGCGUUGCCUAGUGCCAGCCACAGGUGGAAGAGCUUGCGGGCACGGGCAGAGGCACUUGAAACGGCCAUGGAUGGUGGAGGCCAUGGCGUGAAGGUGUUUUUGAACGACACGUUUCGAGACUUCCUGGCGAAAGUCCAAGAGGCUUGCUCCAAGCUCGGGAGAACCCUUUCAAGCCAGCGGGUGGUCCAGGUGCUGGAAUCGGCCAAGAGAUACAAGAGUGUUAGCAUAGGCCCGGAGCAUCAGGUCUUCGCGUUUAUGCCCCCGGUGAACCCCGACCCCAAGGAUGGUCUGGGAGCUCUGAUGGGUGCCCUGGCCGACCACGCCAGCUGGUUCCCGUUGGACAAGGACCUGACUUUUCUCGACUAUGUCACAGCUUUCUCCCGUUACAAAUCCAUGCCGCCGUUUCUCAGGGUGGUACGGGCGGAGGAGAUCAACUCCGACGGCAUAAACGAGCACAGCCGGCCGGUCACAGGCCCGUCUCGCUGGAGGCAGAGUUGGCGCUUGCACCAACACCAAGACCUCUCACAAGAGUGGAGGUGCCGAGUCCGUCUGCGCAGUCCAUUCUCUUGCAAGCUACUUGUAGGUAAGUGCUGA
Molecule: messenger RNA, 1752 nt
Organism: Symbiodinium necroappetens
Lineage: Eukaryota; Dinophyceae; Suessiales; Symbiodiniaceae
Source: the annotation of a GenBank genome assembly